AUGACUGUUCGAUGUCGUACCAUUUUGUGCAUUCUUUUACUAUUUAUUGUUGGAGCACAAACGCUUGUCGAUUAUGAUUCGGACUCUGGACGGAGAUUCUUGAUCUGGGCACUAUGUAUCGGAGCGACAAAUCCUCAGAAGUGUGUUGAAACAGAAUUUUAUGGGCAACUGAUCCUUGCUACGUUUGAAGCGGAUUGUUCAGAUUUGGUGUUUGGUGGAACAUGUCGAGUUGUGAUCGAUGUUGAUGAUGGAUACACUUUGCUAGGAAUCACAUUCAAGGCUGAAAGUAACAUUGAGAGCACAACAUCCACUCUACUCAAUCAACAAACCCUUUUGAAUUUCGGAACUUAUGGACAAGUGCAAACAGAUUUUCUGACGGCAUUCGGAAGAAUUUGGAACAAUGGAAUGGGUGCUUAUAUGAGAAAUCUGUGGACCGAGUAUUGUGAUUUGUAUAUCUCGUUCAGUGGUUACUCAAUGGGCGCUUGCUUGGCACAGAUGGCUGCAGUUCGGUUUCAAGAGGAGCAGUGGUGGCCAGCGGAACAGAUGUUUUAUUUUGGAUAUGGAGCGCCACGAUGUGGAAAUGAAGAUUUUGCCUACUAUGUGGACACCAGUUUAGCCGAUAAGUUCAACAUUGUCUGGUUCAAUGAUGCGAUUCACGAUUAUCCAACUUCAACGUGCACAUUUGGAAAUGCAGCUGCAAUGGGUCAAUGUACCAACAGUUAUUUCUCAUGUUGUACAACAAUUCAUUAUACCUCCUGGUCAAGUGUAGCUCUCAACACCUAUUCUACCUGCACUUCCAACACAUGUCCUGUUGCUACCGGUACUGCAUCUGAUCAUUACACCUAUUUCGAAACAACAGCUGCCGAUGUGAACAGUUUGACAUGCACAGACACCAAAAAGUUCCCGUGA
Caenorhabditis briggsae is the source of this 909-nucleotide messenger RNA. Gene Ontology annotation, biological process: lipid metabolic process. Lineage: Eukaryota; Metazoa; Nematoda; Chromadorea; Rhabditida; Rhabditidae. Bases 1 to 909 code for a protein of 302 amino acids. The transcript is spliced from 8 exons. The record is from RefSeq and is a predicted model, not a curated record.